GUUGCCUCCACAUUUUUUCAUUACCCUCGCAUUCACUCAAACAAAACUCAAAAACCUCCGCUAAGACAAGGGUUUCAAUUUUUCAACCAUUCUUCUCUGUAACGCAUUAGAACCACUUGAUCUCCAAUGGAACCACCAAUGUACCAACACUCUCCGCCUUUGAACCUCACCGGAGAAAAAGAAGCCGGUCCCAGUCCCGAUGCCGCCGCCGAUGUUCACCUUCACAUUGAUUACGACACGAACGCUCUCGAAGAUGGCGGCGGUGACGGCCACUGCGAUGGAACCAACUCUGAAUUGUCUCUUCAACCUAAUGAUAACUCCGAUCAGCUCUCGCUGUCUUUCCGUGGUCAAGUCUAUGUCUUUGAAUCUGUCACUCCUGAGAAGGUUCAGGCGGUGUUGUUACUGUUGGGGGGAUGUGAACUGCCUCAAGCGGGUACGGGUACGGGUACACAAUAUGUAGAUGCUGUGCCUCAACAAACUCAGAGGGUAUCAAUGGAAUUUCCUACCCGAUACAGUCAUCCACAGCGAGCAGCCUCAUUAAUCAGGUUCAGGCAGAAGAGGAAAGAUAGAUGCUUUGAUAAGAAAGUUCGAUACGAUGUACGUCAAGAAGUUGCACUCAGGAUGAAGCGAAACAAGGGUCAAUUUACUUCGGGUAAGGAACAAGAUGGAGCCAAUAGUCCCACAGACCAGGAUUCUGGGCAGGAUGGAAGUCAAUCAGAAACCUUCUGCACACAUUGUGGCACAAGCUCAAAAUCGACUCCUAUGAUGCGACGAGGGCCAUCUGGUCCAAGAUCGCUUUGCAAUGCUUGUGGGCUAUUCUGGGCAAAUAAGGGUACUUUGAGAGACCUUUCCAAGAGACAUCAAGAAUCAUCUAUUGUACCAGCCGAACAGGUUGAUCAACGUAAUAUCUCAGACUGUGGAACAGCAUCUAUCCCCACACAUAACGAUCUUGUCAUUUUCUCUGGUAAUGAUAACCAAGCUUUGGUAGCUGAUCAUUGAGUUUUCCAGUCACAGAAGUUGCUAGAGUUGUUGACUUUUGCAUAGUUCUGCUCAUAGCAAUAUAUUGUACAGUUAUAGGAAUGCUUCAAUUCAAGAGGUCUAUUUAUAUAUGUUUAGUAGAUCAGUGGCUUUAACUGUUGAUCUCUAUGUAUAACUUGGACCUUGAGUUAGAACUUGGUGACCUUGCAGGAUCUUCAUUCUGACAUAAUACUUUUGAAUAUAAAUUUUCAUAUAGAUAAUUUUGGGACACAGGUUCCUAUGGAAUAGGCACAGUUGAGACAUUUGGC
Molecule: messenger RNA, 1286 nt
Organism: Vicia villosa (hairy vetch)
Lineage: Eukaryota; Viridiplantae; Streptophyta; Magnoliopsida; Fabales; Fabaceae
Product: GATA transcription factor 25
Exons: 7
Coding region: 127-999 (290 amino acids)
Biological process (GO): regulation of DNA-templated transcription
Molecular function (GO): sequence-specific DNA binding; zinc ion binding; protein binding
Source: RefSeq, a predicted model, not a curated record